AUGGCGUCCUCCGAGGUUGACCAAAAGUUUCUCGGCAAGCUGGCCAAGGCUGUCGAGAAUGACAACCCCCUCCUGGCCUCUAUGCUCUUCAAGAUUCUGGGCUUGUCUCUGAAUCUUGCUGAGCAGCUUGUCGCAGCCAAGAAGCAGCGCCGUCCCGACUAUGAGCCAUCACCCAAUGCCGUGCGUCGCAUCUUGCGCAUCAUCUGGCUCUCCCGCGAGGGCAGGACAAUGCUCGAGCAGUACGUCAUCCCCAUGGUUGGAAACUAUGGUGAACUCAAGGUUCUCGCCUACAAGCUUCGUGCUUCUUUUUCUCACAUCUAUGCCCUGUUUGGCAACCAACCUGUAGUGUCAAACUUGGGCAGGUAUACACCAGACGUCACAGCUGCUCUGACACCACGGUUGGACAAGGGAAAAGGACGAGCCAUUGACUUGGAGGCUGACUCGAGACCUUCUUCGGUACAACCAACCCACCCUCUGGAAGGAGGCCCUGUUAUGCCGCCUCCAGGAUUCGAGGACCGAAACAUGCCUCUCUCUCCCAGCUUUCUCAUCCCAGCCAAGGACUAUCUCCCAGAGGCAAAACAGCACUUCCUCGAAGCCAUCCAGCUUGCCGACUCUCUUCUUUGGGGAUCGCACUCCCUCCGACUCUCAGUCAAGACUGAGUAUGCCGCCUUCUUGUACGAAUGUGUCCACGACGCCGAGGCAAGCCGGAAGCUCGCCAAGGACACCAUCGCGGAAGUUUACGAAGCUACCGAAGGAAUGGACGACGACAUGUUUGGCGACGCUUGCGAAUUGGUUACGGUCCUUGGCAAGAUGAUGAAGCGUGGUCUCGGGUCCAGUGGCAACCUGCGUGGCAGCAGAGCGUCGGCAUCGAACCAGAGCCCUGCGCCUGGAAUUACCGCAGUCCCCGGGAUGGAGAACCCUAUAUGA
This is a messenger RNA of Fusarium keratoplasticum, 927 nucleotides long. RefSeq lists its product as uncharacterized. The record is from RefSeq and is a predicted model, not a curated record. The coding region runs from base 1 to 927 and encodes 308 amino acids. The transcript has a single exon. Gene Ontology annotation, biological process: signal transduction. Lineage: Eukaryota; Fungi; Ascomycota; Sordariomycetes; Hypocreales; Nectriaceae. Gene Ontology annotation, cellular component: cytoplasm.